Glarea lozoyensis ATCC 20868 is the source of this 558-nucleotide messenger RNA. RefSeq names its product FKBP-like protein. The record is from RefSeq and is a predicted model, not a curated record. Gene Ontology annotation, molecular function: peptidyl-prolyl cis-trans isomerase activity. NCBI's taxonomy places the organism in Eukaryota, Fungi, Ascomycota, Leotiomycetes, Helotiales, Helotiaceae. The transcript is spliced from 3 exons. The coding region runs from base 1 to 558 and encodes 185 amino acids. Gene Ontology annotation, biological process: protein peptidyl-prolyl isomerization.
AUGCGUUUCCUCACCUUGUCAAUUGCCGCUUUGGCAUCUGCCGUCACCGUCUUGGCCGCCGACGAGGUCAAAAUCGAUGUUACCCGCGCUGUCGAGUGUGAGCGCAAGUCCCAGAAGGGAGACAAGAUCUCUGUGCACUACAGAGGUACUCUUCAGGAUGGAGGCAAGCAAUUCGAUGCAAGCUACGACAGAGGGACGCCUUUGAGCUUCGUUGUUGGCAAGGGAAGCGUCAUCAAGGGUUGGGAUGACAACCUCCUUGAUAUGUGCAUUGGCGAGAAGAGAACUCUCACCAUCCCACCAGCUUUUGGCUACGGUGACAGAGCUAUGGGGCCAAUUCCGGCUGGCAGUACCUUGAUCUUCGAGACCGAAUUGAUGGGCAUUGAUGGAGUCGAGGCACCCGUAAGCAUUAUCGAGAAAUCCUCCGCUAGCAGCGUAGCAGAUUCCGCUACAGAAGGUGUGAAGCACGGAGCCGCCAGUGUUGUAUCCAAGGCCGCAGAGGCCGCAAUGACCAUCCUAGCUGACACUGAUGGCGAUGGACAGGAGCACAACGAGUUGUAG